AUGGUAGGCGAUUCAAACUUAACUUCUUCGAUUGAAGUCGCUUUGGACGAUAUCAAAGAAUUUAAUUUAGGAAAAGAAGGCAAACAAUGGCAAGAAGGCAUGGAACUACCUGCUCAGCCAACCAUUGUAUCAACGCCAGCCGUUAUCGUAUUAAGUUCUCCAGAUGGAACUGAAGCUUUGAAAGCUGAGAUGACUCCUAACCAAGAUGAACUCUAA
Molecule: messenger RNA, 216 nt
Organism: Trichomonas vaginalis G3
Lineage: Eukaryota; Parabasalia; Trichomonadida; Trichomonadidae
Exons: 1
Coding region: 1-216 (71 amino acids)
Source: RefSeq, a predicted model, not a curated record